UUUUAAAGCAGUUCUUGCACAGGAUUUGGACCUUCAAAAUUUCAACUAUAAGAACAUAAAAAGAACAUAACUCAAAAACACAACAGCAAGCAGAUCAUGUGAAGAGCUCCUUCAAGUUCACUUACAGUUCAGAACUAUGGACCAUAAGAAUAUGACUAAGGUCCACGAAUUUAUUUUACUUGGAUUUCCAGCCACCAUGGAAGUGCAAGUGCUUCUAUUUGUGAUAUUCCUUGUGGCCUAUGUCCUGACACUCCUGGAGAAUAUUGUUAUAAUUACUGUCAUCAAAAUCAACCCUCAGCUGAACAAGCCCAUGUAUUUCUUCCUCAGCAACCUCUCCUUCCUGGAGACAUGGUAUGUUUGUGUUAUAGUUCCAAGGCUAUUGGCCAACUUCCUAAUGAAAGACAAGUUCAUCUCAUUUGAAGGUUGCAUGACUCAGCUCUACUUCUUUAGCUCCCUCAUAUGCACAGAGUGUGUCCUUCUUGCAGUCAUGGCAUAUGACCGAUAUGUGGCCAUCUGCAAUCCACUGCGCUAUACUAUCAUUGUCACCCAACGCCUAUGCAUGGAGCUAGCAAUGGGGUCGUGGCUAACUGGCUUCUUGGCCUCAAUGUUGAAGGUUAUCUUCAUUUCUCGUCUGCCCUUCUGUGGCCCUAAUAUAAUCAACCACUUCUUCUGUGAUAUUUCCCCCUUGUUAAAUAUGGCAUGUGAGGAUAUGACAGUGGCUGAAAUAGUGGACUUUAUCUUGGCAUUGCUAAUUUUGUUGGUCCCACUCUCAGUAACUAUAGUUUCCUAUGGAUGCAUUAUUGGCACCAUUUUGCGUAUUCCCACCAUUCAGGGACGGAAGAAGGCCUUCUCCACUUGUGCUUCCCACCUAACUGUGGUCGUCAUCUUCUUCUCAGCCACUCUCUUCAUGUAUGCACGACCAAAGAGAAUCCACCCUUUUGAUCUCAACAAAUUGGUGUCAAUGGUAUACACAAUUGUAACUCCCAUACUGAACCCUUUCAUCUAUUGUCUGAGGAACCAAGAGGUCAAGGGAGCACUAAAGAAACUUUUCUGUAGCACAAGUGCCCUCCCCCAAAAUUUGGUGCCAGUCAGUAAUGUUGAAUGGGUCACAUAA
This is a messenger RNA of Hemicordylus capensis (graceful crag lizard), 1114 nucleotides long. RefSeq names its product olfactory receptor 6B1-like. Gene Ontology annotation, biological process: G protein-coupled receptor signaling pathway. The transcript has 2 exons. Gene Ontology annotation, molecular function: olfactory receptor activity; G protein-coupled receptor activity. Lineage: Eukaryota; Metazoa; Chordata; Lepidosauria; Squamata; Cordylidae. Gene Ontology annotation, cellular component: membrane. The record is from RefSeq and is a predicted model, not a curated record. Bases 137 to 1114 code for a protein of 325 amino acids.